GCAUUGGACUGCAUUGGACUGCAUUGGACUGCAUUGGACGACAUUGCAUCGCAGUUUACGCAUUGCAUCGGUGGCUGUUUCAUUCGUUGGUCCAGUCGCUCUCGCUUGCUCGCUCGCUCGCUCUAUCGAAUUCUUCUAGAAAGCAACGCCUAGAUCUUCCUCGAUCACGCCACCUGAACAGAACGCCAUGCCUUCGACCAGGUCCACCCUGCACUGGGUCCAGGACGACGGGAUCAACAUCCGGAGCAUCCGCGAGCAGGACCCACCCGACCACCGCCGCGUCCACGGCAACGGCAACGGGACGAAGGACUCCCCCCGGACCAAAACCUCUGGGAAGAAGAAGCUCGCCGAAAAGGCCGGCAGCAAGCUGGCCUGUGCCAUUAAGGCACUGCAGUGUUCCCCCCGUGUCGAUCGGGAGGGGGGUGACAAAUACACCGGCGGGCCCCUCUCGGAAGACCGCCAAUCGCUGCGGGGCGGGGAAGAGCGCCGCUCGACGCGAGACAGGUACCUGCUGCACAAGCAGGAGCGGUCGCCGGACUUUGUCGCCGACUUUGCCAAUUUUGAAUCGAUGGAGUAUGAUCAAGAGCAGCAGCAGCAGGCUCCGGCGUUGGUGUCGGUUUCUACGACCCUGGAACUGGAAAAGGUCCUCGCAAAUCUGGACAACAGCAGCAUCCAGCACAGCAACACCCACGGCUUUGCUGAUGCGGAAGGAGCGACCCCUCACACACAAACGCAGCCGCGAUCCGUCGAUUCAGACGACGAGCUCGAGAUAUAUGCAGACAGCACGUGUACCCUGGACACGGCAAACGAUAUAAACGAAAACGAAAACGAAAACGACAACGACAACGACAACCACGAGAACCAGAAUGACGUGGACUACGACUGCGACAGCGACAGCGAGCACCACCAGAGGGGUGCCAUCGAAGCAAGCGCGUCCUCUAGGUCGCCCCCGGGUUCACCGAGCCAGCUGCACAAGACGAUCGAGAACGAAUUCGGCAGGUACUCGACCGAUUCGAACGACACCCCCGUCACGUGCAACAAGUCGCUCGUCGUGUUGCCGACGCCCCCGAGCCCCCACGGGAACGGCGGGGACGGGGAAUUCCUCGGCAAUUCCAAUGGAUCCUUGAGUGGAAGUGGUACCGCCCACGCCGGGGAUCCCAACGGAUUAUUUGGCAAGCCCCCCAAAACGAUUCUCCACCGGAGCUUGUCGCUGGGAGACGCACUCAGUCCGACGGAGGACGACGACGGUUCGCCGAUUCGAUGGCACCGGCCGAGCGGAGGCGUCGAAGAGCACAAGGACGACGUUGCCAACCACCCGGGCCGACCGUCGGCCAGGCAGCAACAAAUCGAGCUGCUCCAGCUCCCGGUCAUGGAGGAAGGCCCGCGCCAGGGGCUUCCCGCUGGAUUCGUCGGCGAAUCCGGACCGGGAGGCCAGGGAUCCGGGCUCCACACCAACGCUCCCGCCCACCACGGCCUGGCGGCAACGCGGAUCCGCGACGAGAACGACGACGUCUCGGCCCUGACCUCCUCAACAGUAUCGUCCUUUGUCUUUUCGAGGGUGAGCCAGCAGAGCGAGACCACGUGGUCUCUCCUCCGGCAGCAGCACCGGCCGGCGGGAAGGGACGCCCCGGAAGCCGUCCGCCGCGGGUUUUUCUGGAAGACCAGGCCCUGUGUCACCGUAAAGUCGUACCGGUUCCAGCAGCCAAGGCCCCGACACCAGCCCACGCAGCUGGUGCAGGUGGGUGCCGCCACGGCGGCCGCGGCGGCCUCGUCCCUCCGAGGGAGGCAGCCGCCGCUCUCUCCGUCCACCCCCGCCCUGCACCCGGACGUCCUGCGAAAAAUGACGGUGGGGAGCCAGCCUUUUCCGGUGGCGGCGACCAACCGGGUGGUGAACCAAGCAUAACUGCUGACUCGCCACCCUCCCGGUUGCUCUUUUUAUCACAUGCCCGAUGGUACUUGGUGGCGAAACUGGUUGCUGCAUAGCACACGAACACACAGA
This is a messenger RNA of Pseudo-nitzschia multistriata, 1999 nucleotides long. Lineage: Eukaryota; Bacillariophyta; Bacillariophyceae; Bacillariales; Bacillariaceae. The record is from the annotation of a GenBank genome assembly.